This is a messenger RNA of Spodoptera exigua (beet armyworm), 1243 nucleotides long. The record is from the annotation of a GenBank genome assembly. NCBI's taxonomy places the organism in Eukaryota, Metazoa, Arthropoda, Insecta, Lepidoptera, Noctuidae.
CUGUAUGCGGAUACUGGUAACCUUAUUAUUGAUAAAUAACUGCAACGUGCCAAUAAAUUGGUGGAGUGUCAACAAUAGGUGGUCUUACCCUAUGUUUUAAGUGAUUAAACUUUUUUUUGCAUUAUAAAAUUAACGAAAUGCCGCGAUGCUGUGCUUAUAAUUGUGAAAAUAUUGGAAUUCAUCGUUUUCCUAAAGACAAAAAAUGCUUGCAAUCUUGGAUCAAAGCAAUACGUCGGAACAAUUGGAAGCCGACUUCGACUUCAAGUUUAUGUGCAAAACAUUUUAAACCAAGUGAUUAUUAUGAAGAAAGCAAGUAUACAGGUAUUAAAUUGGAAAAGAAGUUAUUGAAGAAAGGCGCCAUCCCCUCGAUUUUUUCCUUUUCUAAGUGUGAAGAGCAAUCUAAAUCAAAAAGAUCAUUACGUUAUGAAGCACGCUGUGCAAAGAAAGAGCUAUUGGGACUCUCAGAACUGAAACUUGACAGAACUCCUGAUGCUCCGGAUAAUGACUCAGAACUCUUUGGUCGAACGAUCAGAGUAAAUAUAGCAGCACCACAGCGUAUAAAAGAAGGUUCCACCAGGCCAGUGUGGUCAGAAGACUCGUGGUUGCAGAAGUAUGCUGGGGAAACAUUACCUGUGUCCAAAGAUGGUAAUACUAAAGAAAAUGAAAAUAAAGAGGAGGGAACUAAAGAAAAUACAGAUAAUUCUAGCGCACCGGCAAAAUCAAUUGAGAAACGUAACCCACAAGUUUACUUCGACAUAAGUGUGGGCAAGCAAUCCUUGGGCAGAAUCAUUAUGAUGCUGAGAGCUGACAUCGUCCCCAAGACUGCGGAGAACUUCAGAGCUCUGUGCACACACGAGAAAGGCUUUGGCUACCAGGGGAGCUGUUUUCACAGGAUCAUACCUGAUUUUAUGUGUCAAGGUGGAGACUUUACGAAUCACAAUGGGACGGGCGGCAAGUCUAUAUAUGGGAGGAAGUUUGACGACGAAAACUUUACAUUACGGCACACGGGGCCCGGUAUACUGAGUAUGGCGAACUCAGGACCUAACACCAACGGAUCACAGUUCUUUUUAUGUACUACCAAGACAGACUGGCUGGAUGGAAAACACGUGGUAUUUGGACACGUAAUAUCAGGCUUGGAUGUUGUUAAGAAAAUGGAGAAGUAUGGCAGUAUGACCGGGGCAGUAUCCAGCAAGAUCACUAUAAGUAAUUGUGGGGAAUUACAAUGAUAAUAAUUAUAACUUAA